GUCAUUUUUGUCGCUGCUCUGGGACUUCGGACUUUUUAUAGAGAUCAAGGAUCAAUUUUGAUGACACUCACUUCUCAUUUUAUGCCGGUAGAUAAUUCAAUAGGUAGUAGUCCCCUACAAUGGUGGAUUUGAUUUCAUAGAUGAAGCCCUAACUAAGUGUUUCUUCACCGUGCAAAGUUGAGAACGCACUAUUGCUCUCAGCAGAGAGGGACUGGCUGGAAAUGACAGGUGACUGGUGGUUGUAAACCAUUGUCUAACAUGAUCAUGAGGUGGCUACUGAGAACUGUUGUUGGGUGCUGGGUCUCUGGAGCAAGACACGUCAGUAGUGCCAUCUGUUGGGGUUGGCAGUCGUCUCUAACCAUGGCAGCAUCUCCUCCCUCAACCCCAAAGUCUUCAACCUUUUCUUCUACAUCCUUCCCAUCGAGUAGUUGUCUCACCGACUGUCUCGGAUGUCGAUCGCACCUCACUCACCUAGCCUGCAUAGAGACUCGUAUGUGUAACAGGCUCUCGACGCUACUCACCGUCGUGGUCUGCGGUGCCGUUUUAUUCUGGAUCUUCCAAGAACAGUUGGUACUCCUUCUGCCAUGGCUCGUCAGCACCGACCCUUACAUCGGAUUUAUUGUCUUCUUCAUUCUCUUUGUUAUCAUCUCUCUUCCGUUCUCGAUCCCGGGAUAUUUAGUUUUAAACGUAGCCGCGGGUUACCGUUAUGGAAUAGCGUUAGGUACCAUGACUGUGAUAUUCUGCGCACUGGGAGGUGCGUACUGUGCCUUUGUAUUCUGUAGAUUGCCAUGUACAGCGUUUCUACUGGCCAAGCUACAGAAUGAUUAUCUGCAGGCUAUUGUGAACUUGGUUGAAGGUGAACAUUCUUUUAAAGUCAUAGCGCUGACGAGAUUGACUCCAAUUCCUUUUGGUCUGCAGAAUGGUUUAUUUGCAAUGACGAAUGUUUCUGUCUGUACCUUUGUAUCGGCGACAGCAGUUGGAUUAUUUCCGAAUCAACUUCUUAGCUCCUACUUGGGCUCCACGUUGCGCUCUGUGAAGGAUUUAACCCACCAUCAAUGGAAUAGUCCAGUUGUUAUCAUUCAGGUGUGCCUUACCAUUACACUGUCCUGUUAUGUAAUAGCCAAAGCACAGAGACAUCUACUUAUCAAAAUCCACGAUCAUAAAGUCAACAAGCUAGAAGAGAACACUACGAUUCAGGUCAUCCCAACUGCACUUCCAAGAGUGAACCCUGGGUCAAAGGUGAAAGGUCAGGGUUAUGGUAAGGUCAGUAGCGUCGUCAACUGGGAAGAUAAACUUUCAGUUAUGAUUGAGACUGAAAUGGUUAAAGGGAAAGAAUUAACAAAUGAAAACGACAAUAAUCAAAAUGCUUUUGAGAAGUGGGUCACGUGAUGUUAUGGAUUGGUUGGUUUAUCAGUCGAGCAUAAAGCGUUUUUUGUUUGUGCUCUUCAAAAUAGUUCAUGAUUGGGUUGUUUAAAGAAUAAUUUCAAACCCUAAAAACUGAUGUAUUUUGGGGACAAUAUUUCAUCAAAUUUGAUAAAAUCUUAAGUUUGUGGAGCAAUGAAAGGAGCUUCUUUCUUCUAAUUCAAAUUGCUUGGUCAAACAUGAUCAUGAAUAAAACACAGAUUUCUCCCAGAAAUUAUUUUUUUUAAAACGGGCGUUAAAGUCCCAAAAUGGACCUAAGUUUGUAUUUUGUAUUUAUGACAAUCAAAAGUAUUUAUGAAUUAAACUGCAAUUGAAUUAAGAUUUAUAUUUAAGAAUACAGACAAAGUGCUAUGUACAUUGUUAGGCCAGCAAGUUCAAGACCCAGUUUCAUAAAGCUGCGAAGCAAUUGGUUUUUGCUAAGCAACAAAAUGAGUGGGCCACCAGUUGUAAAUGUAAAGUGUAUGGAAUUUUGGCUGGUAACCAGUUUUUGUUAAGCAGUUUUGUCUGUGCUUAGCAAGUUACUUUGCUUACAGGCUUUAUGAAAAUAGUCCCAGACAAUUGGGGUAGCAGUAGUUGCACUAAACAGCCUUCCAUCAAAAACAAUGCCAGUGACAAGAAUUAUUACAUUUUUAUGUUAUUCAUUGUAUGAAAUGAAUGCAUGGUUAUUUUCAUACUAGAAAUAUAUCCUGGAGCGGCCAACUUGAUUUUUCUCAAAUCCAAAUCAUUGUAACCAAACCGAGGCUGGAAGAAGGAAAAUUUAGUCUGGUGCCAUUUUUUAUUUAUGGAUAUUAGCAUUCAAUAUUUUUAUUGGAUUCACGGAACUUGACUAAGAUGGUGACAGCAUGGAUUUAUAAAAUGCAGGAUUUAUUUUCUGGAUAAAGCUUUCAAUUUGUAAAUCAAUCCGGAUUUAAUUAGUGAUUCUCAUUAUUUUAAUCUUUUGUCAUCAGAUGACUAGUGUUCGGAAUCCUGUCAUUAUGAUUUCUGGCAUAACUGUUUUUAUUAUCAUAUUAUUGGUUUAUUUAAAAUGGAAACAUGGCGUCCACAACCAACACUUUGGCUGUGAAUAACCAAUAUUUUAUAUUGAAAAACAUAUCUUUACACAACCUUUUUUUCCUUGAAACCAUUUCCAUCAAAGAUUUAAAGUUUUUUAAAUACAGCUAAAUUUUUAUUGAUAUUUUAUUUAAUAUUUUUUGUAAAAAAGCUUCAUGUUUUCCCACUUUCUUGCUGCAUUGUGUAAAGAAAAGAAUUUGUUUUAAUCCUGAAACACGUUUGUUGGGGUGUUUGUUUGUUUGUUUGUUUGUUUGUUUGUUUGUUUGUUUGUUUGUUUGUUUGUUUGUUUUUUAUAAUUGAUGACAUUCACACAUCAAGCCAAAAGGAAAUUAAGCUAAUGUAAAUAUUUUAAACAAUUGUUACUCGAAAAACGUGGUUGAGUGGGUCAAAAGAAAUAACUGAAAAUCGAAAUUCAGAUGUUAUUUAUAUUUAAACAAAAUAUAUACAUUUAUUUACUAACAAAAGAAGAAAAAUACCCAGCUGGCCAAGAUAAUAAAUUUCAUUCCUUAUUCAAAUACAAAGUAGUUUGUUUAAGCAAGGAAAAGCCAUUUAAAAUAACUGAUGUUUGAGACCUCUGAUCUAAAAUAUUUGGUUUAGUCAGGGCAUUUCUUUGUUUAACAGUCUGUUAAUUAAAUUUAGGGAGGGUUGUU
Messenger RNA from Asterias rubens (European starfish), 3122 nucleotides. Its product is annotated as transmembrane protein 64-like. The transcript has 5 exons. NCBI's taxonomy places the organism in Eukaryota, Metazoa, Echinodermata, Asteroidea, Forcipulatida, Asteriidae. The record is from RefSeq and is a predicted model, not a curated record. The coding region runs from base 259 to 1389 and encodes 376 amino acids.